UUCCACCAUCUUCCACUUCCUCACAAAGAACAUUUCCCACACAAAAAAAUGGCACCAAUAAAAGAUCUCAUAUCCAAGUUCUCAGAUUUCAAGAACAACAAGAAACUUAUUAUCUCCUCCGCCGUCUUAGCAUUGGUGUUAUUUUCCGCCGUCGUUGGAGUCGCCGUCACAAAAUCAAACCAAAGCAAAAACCAAAGAAUCCCAACGCUAUCUCCAACAUCACACGCCGUUUUGAAAUCCGCUUGCAGCUCAACUCUUUACCCGGAGCUCUGUUUCUCCGCCGUGGCAGCCACCGGGAGGAAGUUGACGUCAGAUAAGGACGUCAUCGAAGCGUCGCUGAACCUAACCACAAACGCCGUGAAACACAAUUACUUUGCCGUCAGGAAGCUUAUCACUAAAAGAAAGGGCUUGACGGCGCGUGAGGUAACAGCGCUUCAUGACUGUUUGGAGACUAUUGAUGAGACGUUAGAUGAGCUUCACGUGGCGGUGGAGGAUCUUCAUCAGUAUCCUAAAGGAAAAUCUCUGAGGAAACAUGCUGAUGAUCUGAAAACCCUAAUUAGCUCAUCCAUUACUAACCAAGGAACUUGCCUUGAAGGCUUCUCCUACGACAAAGCAGAUCGGAAAGUUCGCAAGGCCUUAUUGAAGGGGCAGGUACACGUGGAGCACAUGUGUAGUAACGCAUUAGCAAUGAUCAAGAACAUGACAGAAACCGACAUAGCCAACUUCGAGCUAAAAGACAAGUCCAGCUCCACCAACAACCGCAAACUCAAGGAGCUUACAGGCGACUUAGACGGAGAAGGCUGGCCAAACUGGUUAUCCAUCGGAGACAGAAGACUUCUUCAAGAGUCAACGGGGGUGAAUGCAGACGCCACAGUGGCGGCUGAUGGAAGCGGUGAUUUUACGACGGUUGUGGCGGCUGUAGAAGCUGCGCCGGAGAAGAGUAACAAAAGGUAUGUGAUACAUAUAAAAGCAGGAGUUUACAGAGAGAAUGUGGAAGUGUCCAAGAAGAAGAAGAAUAUAAUGUUUUUGGGAGAUGGUCGAGGAAAGACUAUUAUCACCGGAAAGAGAAACGUCGUUGACGGAAGCACCACUUUCCACUCAGCUACCGUUGCUGCUGUCGGUGAAAGAUUCUUAGCGCGUGACAUCACAUUCCAAAACACGGCGGGUCCGUCAAAACAUCAGGCGGUGGCUCUUCGGGUCGGAUCAGACUUCUCCGCUUUCUACAACUGUGACAUGUUAGCAUAUCAAGACACACUCUACGUCCAUUCUAACCGUCAAUUCUUCGUCAAAUGUCACAUAGCCGGGACCGUUGACUUUAUCUUCGGAAAUGCAGCCGCGGUUUUACAAAACUGUGUUAUAAACGCACGCCGACCAAACUCCAACCAGAAAAACAUGGUCACGGCUCAAGGCCGGUCGGACCCAAACCAGAACACUGGAAUUGUGAUUCAGAACUGUAAGAUUGGUGCUACGUCAGAUCUUCUGGCUGUGAAAGGAAGUUUUUCGACGUAUCUUGGUCGUCCUUGGAAACAAUAUUCAAGAACGGUGAUAAUGCAGUCGGAUAUCUCCGACGUGAUCCGACCCGAAGGAUGGCUUGAGUGGAGCGGAGAUUUUGCGUUGGAUACUUUAACUUAUAGAGAGUAUUUGAACAGAGGAGCAGGGGCUGGAACUGCAAAUAGAGUAAAGUGGAAGGGCUAUGAGGUGAUUACGAAUGUUACAGAAGCUCAGCAGUAUACGGCUGGUCAGUUUAUUGGUGGUGAAGGCUGGUUAGGUUCGACAGGUUUCCCUUUCUCGCUAAGUCUUUGAUAUUUUUAUUAUUUGAAUUAUUAAUUUAUCUUCCAUUAUUAAUCAAUAAAGUAUGAAUUUGAUAAAAUUAUAAUGUUACUCUUAUGAGGUUAAGCCA
This is a messenger RNA of Raphanus sativus (radish), 1900 nucleotides long. RefSeq names its product pectinesterase 2. The record is from RefSeq and is a predicted model, not a curated record. Gene Ontology annotation, molecular function: pectinesterase activity; pectinesterase inhibitor activity. Lineage: Eukaryota; Viridiplantae; Streptophyta; Magnoliopsida; Brassicales; Brassicaceae. Gene Ontology annotation, biological process: cell wall modification. Bases 49 to 1803 code for a protein of 584 amino acids. The transcript has 3 exons.